CAGGCAGCUACCUACCUAUACUUUGCUGGAAGUCGAAGCGACGCCGUGAAUACUGAAGUAUACGCAGUAACAGUUUACUGCAGCGAUUAGUGCUUGUAACGAGUCGGAGGGCUCGCGUUUGGCACUGCCCCACCGUUGCUUGCGGACGGCAUAACUGUAUCCGUACCCUGCAUAUCAAUGCUUAUCCCUCUGGACACCAGGGAGCCAGGACUUAGAAGACCACGUCAAAUGUGCGAUAUGAGAUGAAGAACCGGGUUUCAACAUGGCUGAACUCAUACACGACCUCCUGUCACGCUCAGGGGCUUCCGACUCCUCACCGGUAGCUGAUGCAACCUCGCUGGAGUAUCUGACGACGCUCGCUUCUCAACCCUUCUCAUCCCUAGACAGUACAGAGCCGCAAUCACUCUCCCAAGCGUCUCAUUCACUCUUGCUCUCACUCCAAUCCUUGUCAAAAAAGUCUCACAAACCGAUCAUCGAAUCUGCGGCUCACCAUUCCACUCUCCACAAGUCCCUGCCCUCGCUCGCUGCGAGCACUGCAGAGCUUCGGAACUCAAUUCCAAGACUUGAUAAGGAGGCAGUCCGCUUCUCCACCACCUAUAACAAGAGCAGCGAAAAUGAGGUUCUUGCGAGGAGGAAGAAAGCGCUGCUCCUCUCGAGGAACGUCGAGCGCCUGGUCGACGUGCUCGAGCUUCCCCCGUUGCUGUCGUCGGCCAUUUCAACGGCGCCAGUCAACUACUCGUCCGCCAUCGACCUGAACGGGCACAUCCGCAGGCUGCAUGCUCUCUAUCCGCAGUCCGCCCUGGUGACAUCGAUCUCCGCCGAGGCUGACGAGUCGAUGCGGACCAUGGCGGCGGAUCUCAUCCGGUCCUUGAAGGCGCCAAACCUGAAGCUUGCAGCCUCGCUACGGACCGUCAGCUGGCUACGGCGGUUGCUCCCGGACCUCGAAUCCGCCAGGAGCCCAGGGAAGGGGCAUGAGUCGCAGGAGAGAGUGCUCGGCGCGCUCUUUCUCGUCUGCCGGUUGGCAACGCUCAUGGCGAUGCUGGACGCCCUGGAGCCGCUCCGAGAGCUCGCGGACCAGGAGAAGGGCCGGCAGAAGUCGAUCGGGAGCGGCAAUACCUGGUCGGGAGGGCAGCAGACGGAGCGAUAUCUUAAGCGGUAUAUCGAGAUAUUCAGGGAGCAGAGCUUCGCCAUCGUCUCCAUGUUUAGGAGUAUUUUCCCCGCCAACACACAUCCCGAUGGGGCCCAGCCGCGAAAGCAGGAUGCCUUGGAGCCUCUGCCGUCGGCGUUGUCUACGUUCCCCCUCUACCUAGUGGAUAUGCUGCUGGAGACGUUACGGCUGUAUCUACCGACAGUGAAAGACCAGGCGUCCAGGGACAGCCUGCUGACACAGGUGUUGUACUGCUCUGGGAGUUUGGGGCGCUUGGGAGGAGACUUUGGGUUGUUCUUGGCCGGGUUAGAUGUUGGCAGUGAAGCGGAGGAAGAGUGGGUGGAAGUAAUUAAACGGCAUCGUCUGCUAGCAGGUCGCUUAGAGUCUAUUGUAGGAGACCAAAAAGAAAAGGGGCACAAAUGAAAAGACAGAGACUCUGUCUCGAUUUUCUGCUGUCAAACUAUCGAAAAGACGCGUGACACUCGUAGUGUACUAUACAUCUA
This is a messenger RNA of Phialemonium atrogriseum, 1650 nucleotides long. Its product is annotated as Dor1-like family-domain-containing protein. The coding region runs from base 263 to 1570 and encodes 435 amino acids. Gene Ontology annotation, biological process: cytoplasm to vacuole targeting by the Cvt pathway; intra-Golgi vesicle-mediated transport. NCBI's taxonomy places the organism in Eukaryota, Fungi, Ascomycota, Sordariomycetes, Cephalothecales, Cephalothecaceae. The record is from RefSeq and is a predicted model, not a curated record. Gene Ontology annotation, cellular component: COG complex. The transcript has a single exon.